Auanema sp. JU1783 is the source of this 321-nucleotide messenger RNA. The record is from the annotation of a GenBank genome assembly. Lineage: Eukaryota; Metazoa; Nematoda; Chromadorea; Rhabditida; Rhabditidae.
AUGAGACUGUUUCUGCUCUUCUGCAUCUUGUUUUCCGCUAUCUCUCAGGCUUCAUGUGAAUCCCUACUGGAUCGACUGUAUGCUGCUGCCAAACCAUCCCGUCCCAAACAUGUUUAUAGCAUAUAUGACGGAGCUUUAGACCAACAACUCAUUCUUCCACAUCAUACGAUGUACGAAGUUGCGCGUUUCCGUGGAAAACCAAUUAUGGCUCGUCAGAUGAACACGAUCAUUGAUGAAAACGGCGUUCCAGUCCCUCUGUUGCCAUUUGAUGGAAGAAAGGCUUCGAUACCUAAUCACAUCCAUCUUUACUCCAAAAUAUAA